Ruditapes philippinarum (Manila clam) is the source of this 5619-nucleotide messenger RNA. RefSeq lists its product as uncharacterized. The transcript has a single exon. NCBI's taxonomy places the organism in Eukaryota, Metazoa, Mollusca, Bivalvia, Venerida, Veneridae. Bases 1 to 5619 code for a protein of 1872 amino acids. Gene Ontology annotation, molecular function: nucleic acid binding. The record is from RefSeq and is a predicted model, not a curated record. Gene Ontology annotation, biological process: DNA integration.
AUGUCUAACUUGAAAUCAUUAAAAGCUGUGAGAACGAAAUAUAGAAACAUUUUGGAUAAAGAAAUAACAAAUUCAACUGGAAUAGUUGGUAGUGAUAUAACAAAAGUUGACAAAGUUUUGAUUUUGCAAGGAGCAAACAUGUGUUUAGGAUUGUUAAAAUCAUACAGUGCUAAGUUAGAAGAACAAAUGAAUAAAUUAACAAAUGCAAUGGGAGAAAAUGUCCCAGAAAUAACAGAAAAAAUUGUUGACGAGGAUUGUCAUUUAAUAUUUAAAGCUGAGCAAAGCUCUAUUGAGCUUAGCCAUUUUGUGGAGUUGGUUCAGAAAGAAAACUCAAAACAGUUUUCUGACACAAACCCAACAGCAUUGGAAGAUAAAAAUGUAUUAUUCCAGGAACAGUUACAAAAGUUAAUGAUAUCACAACUUGAACAACAAAAGGAGUUUUUUGAAAAACAGAAUCAAAAGGAAAACCAUGAAGUGUGUUCUGUAAAAUUGCCUAAAUUGGAUUUAAUUUCAUUUAGUGGUGAUAAGAUGAAAUGGGCAUCAUUCUGGGAUGCGUUCGAAUGUACAAUUCACAACAAUGACAAGCUUUCAUGUAUUGAUAAAUUCAACUACCUGAUGACCAAACUGUAUGGAGAGGCAAGACGUGCCGUAAGUGGAUUAUCAUUAUCAAAUGAAAACUAUACUUUAGCUAUUGGUAUCCUGAAGGAAAGAUUCGGGGAUGAGCAAGAGGCUAUUGAUCUUCAUUACCACAAAUUAAUGAAAAUUCCUCCGAUUGAUAACACACAUGAAAAUCUUCGAAUGUUUCUUGAUUCCAUUGAAAAACAUCUAAGAAGUUUAGAAGUAUUGAAAGAAGAUAUCAAUCAACAUGUUUUCGUGAGUAUGAUCAGGUCAAAGUUACCAAAGGAAGUGCUUCGUCAACUUGAACUAAUGAAAGGACCAACUGACAAAUGGACUGUAGACCUGUUGAGAGAAACACUUCACUCUUAUGUCAUAGCUUGUGAACAUGCACAAAUAAACCCUGAUGAUGAAUAUAGACGAAAGAAUAUGAAUUCUAACAAAAACCAAGUUAAUCGGUAUAAUCCAAGAGUUAAAAAAAUGAACAUCGAUGAACGCUAUCAAAGGUCUACUGCAGAAUCGCUUCUGGUUAAUCAGAAACAAGUUCAAAAUUCUAUUAAAAGGGAUCAUUGUAGAUAUUGUGAUGGAAAACAUUAUAGUGAUGAAUGUUUAAAAUAUAAGACUAUAGAAGAGAGAAAAAAUCGAAUUAAAGGUAGUUGUUUUCGAUGUCUUAGAAACAAUCAUUUGCAAAAGGAAUGCAAAUGGAACAAGAAGUGCGUUUAUUGUGGCGAACAUAACAUUCACCAUCGAAGUCUUUGUCCUAGUAAAUUUAAGCAUCAAUCAGUUGUUGAAAGUGUUAGUCUAUCCGAAGAAACUUGUGCUGAAGAAAAAGACAUUUCUGAAGUAAAUGAAAAUGUAAUGAUAUCUGCUGGUGAAAUGGUACUUAUGCAGACAGCAACUACAGAAGUAAACAAUCCAAAUGGAAAUGGAGCACAAAAUAUAAGGGUAUUGCUGGACUGUGGGUCACAAAGAACGUACAUUACACAGAAGCUUGCUGACAAUUUGAAAUUGAAAGGGACAAAAGAAGAGGAGAUAAAAUUAGUUACUUUUGGAAGUGAUAAAACUACAGUUCUACGAACGAAGACAGCUACUCUUAACAUGAAACUAAAUGAUGGGAAAUUCAUGCCAUUAGUUGUGAACAUUGUGCCUGUAAUAAGUGGGAAUAUUCAAAGAAGAAAAAUGGAUUUAACAUCAAGCUCAAAUUUAAAUCAUCUUAUUCAAAGUCUUGAUCUAGCUGAUACCAUUUCAACCAAAAAUGAGAUGACGAGUAUCGAGAUGUUGAUAGGUAAUGAUUAUUACCUUGAUAUCAUUCUAUCACAAAAGAUGGAAGUUCAACCUGGACUGUAUCUUCUUGGAUCAAAAUUAGGUUGGAUUUUAUCCGGAAGAACACCUGAUAGUGAGAAUGGUAAGGACACAUCUAGUAUGUUAGUUAUUACCCAUGGAAAGGAUAUGACAGAAAGUGGUGUAUUCCAAAGUGUAGAUAGUUCAAUUUCUACUAAACUGGAUUUACAGGACUUUUGGAAUAUUGAAGCAAUUGGUAUAACCGAUGACCCAGCAAUUUCGGAUGACGAAAAAGCUAUGCAAUCUUUUAAAGAAAACAUCAAGUUUGAAGACGGUAGAUAUCAGGUGACUUGGCCCUGGAAAGAGGAACACCCAGAUUUACCUGUAAAUAGGGAACUUGCCUAUGGAAGAUUGAAAUCGUGUAUAAAUAAAUUGAAGAACAAACCAGAUGUCAUGGAAAAGUACAAUUCUGUCAUACAGGAUCAAAUAGACAAAGGAAUUGUUGAAAAGGUAGAUUACUCUACUAAAGACAGUAUUCAGCAUUAUAUACCACAUCACGCUGUGAUAACGCCACAAAAAACAACAACUAAACUUCGUGUUGUAUAUGACGCCUCCGCAAAAACAAGGCCAGAAUAUAAAAGUUUGAAUGAGUGUUUGUUUAGAGGACCUGUUAUGUUGCAAGAUCUAUGUGGACUUCUCAUGAGAUUUAGAUUAAAAAGGGUUGCCUUAAUUUCAGAUAUUGAGAAAGCUUUCCUUCAGAUUGGUUUACAACCAAAUCAAAGAGACGUUACACGAUUUUUAUGGUUGAAGGAUACAAUCAAUCCGUCAGUUUCUCCAAGCAACAUACAAGAGUAUAGAUUUCGUCGCGUCCCCUUUGGAGUUAUCUCGAGUCCGUUUCUUCUAGGGGCAACCGUUGAGACACAUCUUGAUUCAUAUAAAAGUGAUGUAGCACGUAAACUUAAAAACGACAUCUACGUUGAUAAUGUAAUUACUGGGUCUGAGAACGAAAGUGAAGCAAUACUGUUGUAUAAGGAAGCCAAACAAAUGUUUACCGAUGCUUCAAUGAAUUUAAGAGAAUGGCUUUCAAAUAGUGACAUAGUCAAUGAAAUUAUUCCAAGAGAAGACAGAGCAGAGCAAAGUGUUAUCAGUGUGUUGGGACAUAUUUGGAACUCGAAAAAUGAUACAAUAGCUGUAAAGCCAAUUAAAGUUUUAAACACUAACACAGAGAUUUCGAAGCGAAGUAUACUAAAAGUGAUAGCAUCAGUGUUUGACCCGUUGGGCCUCUUUUCACCAAUCAUUUUGAGGGGGAAACUUCUACUCCAAGAUUUGUGGAGCAGAAAUCUUGAUUGGGACGAUCCCGUGGAAGACACUGAAACAAAGUUGUCAUGGACUUCUCUACGGCUUGAUUUAUACAAAUUAUCAGAAUACACACUACCCAGAUGUCUAGCUGUGAGUCAAACAGAUGAACAUAUUGAAUACCAUUUGUUAUGUUUUUGUGACGCGUCAUCAAAAUCCUACUCCGCAGUUGUAUACUUACGUCAGGAAAGUAAAGGACUGACAAAAGUUGAUCUGAUGUUUUCCAAAACACGUUUAACUCCAAUAAAAGGCAUGACAAUACCUCGUUUGGAACUAAUGGCAGUAUUAAUAGGUGUUAGAUGUCUGGAGUUUGUGUCAAAGCUAGUUAAAUUACCAAUCAAAAAACGAUAUUUGUGGACAGAUUCCGUGUGUGUUUUAGGUUGGUUAAACUCCAACAAAGUGUUACCGGUAUUUGUUAGAAACAGAGUGAAUGAAAUACUGCGUUGUGAAGACGUUAUCAUAUCUUAUACUAAUACAAAACAAAACCCAGCUGAUGUAGCUACACGAGGUACAACUAUUGAGGAUUUGAAUAAAAAUGAGCAAUGGUGGCAUGGACCUAGUUGGUUGCUGAAUCCUUGUGACUCUUGGUUUUGCUCUCAUGGAAAAGAACCAUUACUGAAAACCAAAAGUAAAAUUCAAGACUUUCACGAAUGCGACUUGUUGAUCUCUUCUACUACAUCAACUGAAACAUCAACGAAAGAACUUAGUUCUCCGUUUGAGAUAGAUGUUAGAGCAUAUUCUUCAAUCACAAAACUGUUUCGUGUUACAGCUCUAGCAAGACGUUUCGUGUAUAAACUAAGAAAACAAAAAAGCGAGAGUAUACAUAUCACAGCAAAUGAAAUAGAAGAUGCAGAGAAGAUGUGGUUACUGUAUAUUCAAAAGAAGAAUUAUCCAGAAGUGUAUGAAGGAUUUUCAAAAAAUAAACCAACAAAUAUUCAGAAGCAGUUGGGACUAUAUUUGGAUGAUUGCGGCAUUCUGAGGAGCAAAGGUAGACUUGAAAAUGCAAGUCUAAGUGAAGGUGCCAGAUGUCCUAUCUUACUACCUAAAAAAGACAUAUUUACCAGAUUAGUCGUUGAAAGUGUACAUAAACUUUGUCUUCAUACUGGCAUUUCACAGACUUUAGCAAGUGUUAGACAUAAAUAUUGGAUUCCGCAGGGACGAGCUGUGGUACGAUCAGUUAUCAGUGCAUGUACAAUUUGUCGAAAGGUUGAAGGGGGUCCAUAUAAAAUGCCAAACAUGCCAUCGAUACCAAAAAUGAGAGUCAGUGAGUCCAGUCCAUUCACUUAUACUGGAUUAGACUACCUUGGACCAUUUUACAUAAAACAUACUGGUGAAACAAAGAAAGUAUGGAUUUGUAUAUUCACGUGUCUUGUGAUUCGAGCAAUUCAUUUGGAGGUCAUUCAAGAUAUGUCAAGUGAAGAAUUUAUGUUGUGCUUAAGACGAUUUAUAUCACAGAGAGGCACACCUAUUCAAAUAAUAAGCGACAAUGCGUCACAGUUCAAAUCAGCAAGCACUGCAAUGUACAGAAUUUGGAAAAAUGUUUUAUGCGCUGAAGAAGUUCAAACGUAUGUUGCAACUAGGAGUAUUAAGUGGUCGUUUAAUGUUGAACUUGCACCUUGGAUGGGUGGUUUUUACGAGCGACUUGUAGGCAUUGUAAAAAGAUGUUUUAGGAAAAGUAUUGGAAGAAAGUUGUUAACAUUAAUACAGUUUAUCACCUCUAUGAAGGAAGUCGAAGCAGUAGUAAACUCCCGACCUCUUGUCUACGUAGGCGAUGAUAUAAAUUCUACUAUAGCGUUAACACCAAAUCACUUUUUGUCGCUUAAUCCGUUUACAGGAAUUCCAGAAAUGUGCAACGAUGAAACAGACAACGAAAAGGACGUUGACUACAUUCCAUAUGAAAACACACGUGACAAGUUGUUAGCUUUAUGGAAAAAAGGCCAAAAUAUGUUAAAUUCAUUUUGGAAAAUGUGGAGAGAAGAUUAUUUAAUGAAUUUACGUGAACGUAUGCAAUUUGCAUUAAAGACAGGGAAAACAACAUCAUCAUUCAAAGCGAAAGAAGGUGAUGUUGUUCUUAUUAAGGAUAAUCUUCCUAGAGGUUGUUGGAGAAUAGGAAAAGUGUUAGAGCUUGUUAAAAGUCGUGAUGGAUAUGAACGUUCGGCGAAAGUGGCAUUACCGUCUGGAAAAGUACUAGGUAGACCUAUAAAUCUGCUCUAUCCAGUCGAAUGUCAGUCUGAUGAAAGAAAACAAAAGGCAGAAAGACCGAAUAAAAUUAAUGAAAAUUCUAAAGAACAGAAAACGUCAGAAACAAAACGUCCUUCACGUAAAGCAGCAAUAAGUGCUAGAGAGAAAAUUAUAAAAAUGAUAUGA